AUGUCAGACUGGGAUAACGUUACUAUUAUUGGCCAAAAAGCCCGCGUUGGCGGUGGUGGCCCUAGAGAGAAGGUCGCUCGUACACAGGCCGAGUUGAAUGCCGCUAGAAGAACUGGCUCUGUUCUCGGUACUGAGAAGAAGUACGGUUCCACCAACGUUAAGUCAAACCCAGAGGGCCAAAGAUUGACCAAGUUGGACAACACCGAUGAUGUCGUUUCUGUCAAGAAGUUGGACUCUUCUGUUGGUAAGGUCAUUUCCCAAGCUAGACAAGAAAAGAAGUUCACUCAAAAGGACUUGGCCACCAAGGUCAACGAGAAGCCACAGGUCAUCAACGACUACGAGGCUGGUAGAGCUGUUCCAAACCAGCAGGUUUUGGGUAAGUUGGAGAGAGCCUUGGGUGUGAAGUUGAGAGGUAAGAACAUUGGUGAGCCAUUGUUUGCCAAGAAGAGCUAG
Molecule: messenger RNA, 453 nt
Organism: Australozyma saopauloensis
Lineage: Eukaryota; Fungi; Ascomycota; Pichiomycetes; Serinales; Metschnikowiaceae
Gene: MBF1
Product: Mbf1p
Exons: 1
Coding region: 1-453 (150 amino acids)
Cellular component (GO): nucleus
Molecular function (GO): DNA binding
Source: RefSeq, a predicted model, not a curated record